AAUAUCUUGCAUUUCCCAAUUGAGAACUCGCCAUAUCAGGUGGAGUUCUCCGGCGAUCGAUCGGCGUCUCUUCCAUUUUCCGAUUUUGAUAAACCUUCAUGCUUCAAUUUGACAAUAGAAUGGAUAUUAGUGGAGAAAGGAUGGAGAUGAAACAGAAGUUAGAAUGGAAUGAAGCUCAGAAGACACUGAUAAAUGUGAACCUUGUUGCUGCAGCCAAAGAACAGCUCAAGUUUCUUGCUACCGUUGAUAGAAACCGUUGGCUGUAUGAAGGCCGUGGCCUGGAUAAAGCCAUUUAUAGGUACUACUCAUGUUGGCUACCACUGUUGGCAAAACACUCUGAGUCUCCCUACUUUGACGGACCUUUGGUUGUUCCUUUGGAUUGUGAAUGGAUUUGGCAUUGUCACAGGCUCAAUCCUGUUAGAUACAAGACUGACUGUGAGAAAUUAUAUGGGAGAAUUCUUGACAACCAUGGUGUUGUAUCUUCUAUGAAUGCAAAAUCAAAACAGGAUACAGAAGAAGUGUGGAAACACUUGUAUAUAAAUGAACCUUAUGAUUUGGACACAGCAAGAGCUCUCUCAGAAGAUGUCCAUGCAAAAGCUAUACAAGCUGAAAAGUGCAGUGAUUAUGAUCUAGUAUCUGCUGUUACACGGCAAAGCCCUUUCUUUUACCAGGUGUCUAGACCACACAUAAACAACGAUCUCUAUCUUGAAGGUGCUGUUGCUCGAUACAAGGGUUUCUUACAUCUGAUCCGGAGAAACAAGGAAAGAUCGAUUAAGAGCUUCACUGUUCCAACUUAUGACAUAGACCUCAUCUGGCACACUCACCAGUUACAUCCUGCUUCUUAUUGCAAAGAUCUUGUUGACAUUAUGGGUAAGGUGUUAGAACAUGAUGACACUGACUCAGACCGAACAAAAGGGAAAAAGUUGGAUACUGGCUUUUCUCGAACUACAAAGCAGUGGGAACAAACAUAUGGUGUAAGAUAUUGGAGGGCAGGUGCAAUGUAUAGAGGCAGUUCACCAUCUCCUCUUGGGACUUCUUAUUAUCCCUCCAACCCUGCAAGCAAGAACACAGAUAUUUUCCAUGAGCACCAAAAGAUAAUGCAAUAUCCUGAGAUGGAAGCAGUAGAAGUUAUGUUAGAGUUCGUAAAUAUCAGAAACUUACCAGAAGGACACAAGGGAAGCUUCUUUGUCUCAUUUAGCAAGACUCAGCCUGAUAGAAUCUUCAAUGCAACGAGAAAACUUACUAUUUUGUCCGUCACUGGGGAAAAACAGGUUGCAUAUUUCCAGUGUGAACCUAAUGGUCACCUUCUUUUUGAUCUCAUGUCCUGCUCAUCGUCUGGUUUGCCUAUUCCAAAAUCUGUUAAAUCUAUGGGUUCCGCUAAAGUCUCUUUAGAGGAUUUAGUAUGCCCGACUUCAAAACUUACAAUGGAAAAGUGGUUGGAAGUUGUGCCAAGCUCUAAAAUGGAAACCGUAAAGCCAAUCUGUUUACAAGUGGCUGUCUCAGUUACAACACCUACUGCAGCACCAUAUGUCUUUCACUUUGUUCAUCCUCGAGCAUUCUCCAAAAAUUCUUGCUUAUUCCCACUUCCUGGAAGGAUUCAGCAUGCUAAGAAUUGGACUCAUGUCAUUGAUGAUGCUGGUGAGGAGGUCAUUAGCCUUCAAAUGAGGGACUCGAAGGAAUCCAAGGGGAAAAAUGAUUCUACGUUGCACAAAGAGGUGGUUGGCAUCAGCAAGUCCGGCAAGGUACAUUCUCUUGCUGAGUUAGUAGGGAAAGAGUGGUUGCUGUUAGAUGCUCAGUGGUCUCUUCAACUUCAAACAUCCAGCAGCGGUGAUGGCUACCUUUUUGAGUUGGCUGGUCACAGGAAUGUAAAGUUCUUCCGUGGUCAGAGGCUGGAGUAUGAGCACAAGCAUUGCACAAAGCAAAGAAGUCAAGAUGAUUUUAUGACAGCGGUAGAAUUCUCUGCAGAGGACCCUUAUGGAAAGGCAGUGGCAUUGGUUGACUUGAAGUUUGGAGUUAUCAAUAUGAAAGAGGAGUGGUUUCUUUUGCCUGGUUCUAUAACAGCUUUUGUACUUUGUGAUACGUUGAAGAAGGAAGGGUACAGUAGCCUGGUAGGAAGUGCCAAACAUUCGAAAGAGAAGGAUUUUUCCAGUCAAGAAACUGACGUGUGCCAUGAAGAGGACGACAGAGCUAAUCUGGAAUCUGAGACAGAGAAGGGGGUGAAGUUGGACCUGGAGGCCACCAAAGGAAACAUUGUAGCACCGGAAAACGGAGCGAUCACUGGAGGCUGUGGUAGUGGUUGCGAUAAUCUUAUGAGGAGUGGAGCCUGUGGCAGUUGUGGUGCUGUUUGUGGAAACAAAUUAGAGAGUGGUGGUUGUGGUGCGUGCGGUAGUGGUGUCUGUGGGGGAGAUCGUGGAACUAUGUUAGAAAGCAGUGGUUGUGGUGGCUGUGGCAGCGGCUGUGGUGGUGGUGGUGGUUGUGGAAGUAUGUUAGAAAGCAGCAGCUGUGGAAGCUGUGGUGGCAGCGGUUGUGGAAGUAUGUUGAAAAGCAGUGGUUGUGGAGGCUGUGGUGGCAGCGGAGGCUGUGGUGGUAGUGGUGGUUGUGGAAGUAUGUUAGAAAGCGGCGGCUGUGGAGGAUGUGGUGGUAGUGGUGGUGGUGGAAGUAUGUUAGAAAGCGGCAGCUGUGGAAGCUGUGGUGGUGGUGGUGGUUGUGGAAGUAUGUUGAAAAGCAGUGGUUGUGGAGGCUGUGGUGGCAGCGGAGGCUGUGGUGGUGGUGGUGGCUGUGGAAGUAGGAUAGAAAGCGGCGGCUGUGGAGGUUGUGGUGGCAGCGGUUGUGGUGGUAGUGGUGGUUGUGGAAGUAGGUUGAAAAGCAGUGGUUGUGGAGGCUGUGGUGGUGGUUGUGGAAGUAAUAGUUUGAAAAGCAGUGGUUGUGGUGGCUGUGGUGGCGGUGGAUGUAGUAAUGGUUUGGCAUCUGUGAAAACUGUUGAAGUUGAUGCAUAAAUGACAUCCCAAAGGAGGCUAAUAAUAAAAGUUAAUGAAGUCCUCAUCACUUUCAUGCUUUUUAUGUUUGUUGAAUCCUUACCAGAUUACUACACACUAAGCUCUUGAUGAUACUCAUGUGUCUUCUAAUCAGUACUUCAACUGUUGGAACUGUUUGUUGUAUUAUUAUGAAUGUAAAAAGGAAAUAAUGUGUCAUCAGGUUGUAUUAUAUGUUGUUCUAGUGACUGGUUUGUCUGUUUGUUUGCGUAAAAUACAAUUACAGAAUAAUGCAAAGGAGUGCCGUUUGCCCAUCA
Molecule: messenger RNA, 3289 nt
Organism: Solanum dulcamara
Lineage: Eukaryota; Viridiplantae; Streptophyta; Magnoliopsida; Solanales; Solanaceae
Product: glycine-rich domain-containing protein 2-like
Exons: 9
Coding region: 99-2996 (965 amino acids)
Source: RefSeq, a predicted model, not a curated record